AUGGGAAAUUUUGUCAAGAAUUAAGAAGUAAUUUAGAGAAAUUUGGAUGAAAUUAUACAGAGUUAAGUCUAAGAAUCUCCAAAUAUUCUGAUUAAGCAAUCUAAAAUUGGGAAUGUGGAAAUUAUAAAAUUGAAUAUGUAAAUAAUCGAAGUCGAGUUAAUCUAUGAUUCAGUCGAUAAAAUUUAAGUGGAUUUAACAUAUAGUAGUUAGGUAAAUUGUUCAUUAUCCUUCUACACCUAUAUAACAGAGAUCAAGGGGUCUAAAUCACAGAGAUUUGAGAGAACCAUGUAAGAGAGCAUAAUUUAGAAGUUCAAAUGUCCCUAAGGUUUGAACCAUCAAUUUCCUUCUAGAUUCGUUGAAUUUAUGAUUACAGAUUUGCUAAAAUUUAACAGAAUAAAGGCUACUCCUGAAGUUUCACAUCACACUCUUAUAAUUGAGAUGAAAAGUCUUACAUCUAAAAGCUUUUAGAUAAUAUACUUUUACAGGAUAGAUUGUAAUGAAUAGACUUUUAGAUGUGAAUUAAUAAACACUAAACAAAUUAUCGUUUACAAAAAUCGUAUGUAUGAAAUUCACGAAUUGUAUGGGGUUAAAAACACUCCCUUUAAUCCAGAAUGGAAUCCAAAUACUAUUGAGGAUAAAGAAUGUGUAAUAUGCUUUUGUAACAUCAUAAACACUGUCCUAUUACCAUGCAAACAUAUGUGCACUUGUUCAAUAUGUGCUGAUCAUAUACUAAUGAGUUAAAAAGUAAAAUAAUGUCCAUUGUGCAGAAUUGACAUUGAUAAUUAUUUAACAUUAGAAAUUAAAGAUAAAGUAAAGUAAGAUUUAUAAUUACGAUAAUUUUAAGAAGAGUAAUAGAAAUAUUUAGAAGCUAUUAAGGAGAAAAAGGACUAGUAAGCUAUAAAAUAAAGUACAAUAAUGGAAUAAUUAAAAUCUAAGGUUCAUUAAGAUUAAAUGUAAAAAUUAAAAUUGUUUAAUGACAUCGAUGAUUUUCAAAGAAAUAAUUAAGUUGUUGAAGGUCUUUAUAAUAAUGAAAUCUGCUAUUCAAAUGAAGAAAAUUUAAGUGAUCGUGAUAACAAUUAAAAUUAAAAUUCGUUUCAUGAUAAAAUCAAGUAAUUUAGUGAGGAAGAUAACUUAAAGGCUAUGCAAUUUAGUGAGGAUGAUAAAUAGCGCUAUUCAUCAAAUUAAAGAAUGAGUAGUUAUGAUUUAAAAUAGGAAAGAGGGAUUAUUAGUAGUUUUUAGCAUUCUUAAGAAAAGUAAAACGACUAAUAAUAAUAACAAUCUGAUGAUAGCGAUGUUUCUCAAGAGUUUCCAUAAAUUUCAUCCUCAAAAUAAUAAUAGUAUUAAUAUUCAUUUGAUUAUUAAAAUUAUGAUGAAUAGUCUCAUUAUAAUUCUUAGUAGUAAUUAACAAAUACAGAUAGGCAAUUUGUUUCGAAGCAACCAUAAUAAUUUAAUUAGGGGACUGAUAAAGCACUUCCUACUAUUCCUGAAUAUUUUAAGGAAAGUUCCGAUUUUUUUUAGUAGAUUAUUAAUAAUGAUAAAGAUGAUAACAUUAAAUAAAAUAAUAUUGGUAUUUAAUAAAAUAAAUAUUUGGAUGAAUUUCCUUAGAUAUAAUCAUAAGAAUUAAACAAAUCUUAAUUAUCUUAGUAAUAAUAAUAAUAAUAGUAAUAAUAAUAAUUGUCAUUUAGAUAAUUAAAGAAAUAAAAAAAUUAACAAAUAUAGUUUAGUUAAUUAUAAUAAAAUGAUUAUGAAUAAGAGGAUGUAUUAAUGAAUUAAUUUAUCUAAAAUGAUGUUUAUAAAGAAGCUGAAAAUGAUUUUUAACAAUAAUAUCAAUUUUAAAAUGAUCUUCCUUAAGAACAACUAAUUAAUGGCUAAGUUUUAAAAAAUAGAUAAUAAGAUGAUGAAGUUUAUAAUAAUUGCAUUUAGGAAGUGGAUGUUAAUAAGCAGUAGGAAGAUAAUGAAGAUUUUGGGUUAGUUUAGAAAAAUGAUAAUUUAUAGUAAAUUAUUUAUGAAGAGAGGUCUUCGUAAAAUUAAUUACAAUAAUAAAUUUAAGAGGAGAAGAAUUAUGCUUGUAAUUAAGAAUAAAAGAACGAAUAAAUUUCAUUAAUAGUUUUUGAUUGA
This is a messenger RNA of Paramecium tetraurelia, 2118 nucleotides long. RefSeq lists its product as uncharacterized. Gene Ontology annotation, biological process: protein ubiquitination. Lineage: Eukaryota; Ciliophora; Oligohymenophorea; Peniculida; Parameciidae. Gene Ontology annotation, molecular function: ubiquitin protein ligase activity. Gene Ontology annotation, cellular component: cytoplasm. The transcript is spliced from 4 exons. The record is from RefSeq and is a predicted model, not a curated record.